AACCUUAUUACCAACGUAAACUCAAAGAUCAGGAUGUGUGACCUUAAAGACAAGGUAGUGUUGAUCAGCGGCGGGGCCAACGGCGUCGGCUCGGGCGUUGUAAGGCUACUGAUGGAAGAAAAAGUUCAGCAUGUAGCCAUACUAGAUAUAGCUAAAGAUGCGGGCGAAGCUUUCCAAGACGAAUUGAACGCGAAGUAUGGCCGCGAUAAAGUGAAGUUCCACCUGUGUGACGUCACCGAUGAAGAAGUGUUCUUAGGCAUCAUGGCCGAUGUCAACAACACACGUGGCCACAUAGACGUGGUCAUCAACAAUGCCGCGAUCAUGAAUGACAGCUGGCAGACGUAUAAGAAGCAAAUAUCUAUUAAUGUGACGUCUCUCGUAACCGGUUCUCUACGAGCCUUGGAAAUGAUGCGUCGCGACGAAGGUGGGAGGGGUGGCACCAUCAUCAACAUGUCAUCCGUGGCUGCGCUGUGCCAGCAACCAACGCUGCCAGUCUAUUGGGCUACCAAGAGCGCGGUCCUGCAAUUCAGCAACUGCCUUGGAAUGGAGGAUCACUACAGCAGAUCGGGCGUACGAGUGAUUACCGUAUGCCUUGGCGUUACCGAUACGGGGCUACUCACGCCACAGAAGACAGGCCGCUUCGACAAGUACUUCGAAGCUCAAUACGGGGAAAUAUUUCCCGUGAUGAGAUUACAGAAGCAAGUUCUAAUUUCUUGUUUUAUUUUCAGGAUGGAAUCAGCAGCCAAAGGAAUUGUAGAAGCCUGCAAACGCGGAGAGAGCGGCAGUACGUGGUUGGCCACUCGAGAUGAGCCCGUUAAAGAUAUCACUGAAGACGUCAGGAAGGCUUAUGAUAUACUAGCUGUACAUGCCAUGCCAUAGUUUCGUAAUACAAUAAAACAUUUAAUCUUA
Cydia amplana is the source of this 909-nucleotide messenger RNA. RefSeq names its product 15-hydroxyprostaglandin dehydrogenase [NAD(+)]-like. Gene Ontology annotation, molecular function: oxidoreductase activity, acting on the CH-OH group of donors, NAD or NADP as acceptor. Bases 34 to 879 code for a protein of 281 amino acids. The record is from RefSeq and is a predicted model, not a curated record. Gene Ontology annotation, cellular component: cytoplasm. Lineage: Eukaryota; Metazoa; Arthropoda; Insecta; Lepidoptera; Tortricidae. The transcript is spliced from 5 exons.